Molecule: messenger RNA, 1059 nt
Organism: Trematosphaeria pertusa
Lineage: Eukaryota; Fungi; Ascomycota; Dothideomycetes; Pleosporales; Trematosphaeriaceae
Product: putative tRNA threonylcarbamoyladenosine biosynthesis protein KAE1
Exons: 2
Coding region: 1-1059 (352 amino acids)
Biological process (GO): tRNA threonylcarbamoyladenosine modification
Cellular component (GO): cytoplasm; EKC/KEOPS complex
Source: RefSeq, a predicted model, not a curated record
AUGAUCGCAAUCGGCUUAGAAGGAAGCGCAAACAAGAUCGGCAUUGGCGUGAUAUCGCAUCUCUCUCCGAAUAAACCGCCUAUAAUCCUCGCAAACCUCCGGCACACGUACGUCUCCCCGCCAGGCGAAGGUUUCCUCCCUAAAGACACCGCGCUACACCACCGAGCAUGGGUAGUACGGUUGAUAAAGCAAGCGGUGCGGCAGGCAGGAGUAAAAGUCGAGGAUAUCGAUUGUAUAUGCUAUACCAAGGGGCCUGGAAUGGGCGCCCCGCUGCAGAGCGUUGCGUUGGCUGCAAGGACAAUUGCGCUGCUUUGGGGGAAGCCGCUUGUUGGAGUGAAUCAUUGCGUUGGGCACAUCGAAAUGGGCCGUGCAAUAACAGGCGCCAACAACCCAGUCGUCCUCUACGUCUCGGGCGGAAACACACAAGUAAUAGCAUAUUCCGCGCAAAGAUACCGCAUAUUCGGAGAGACGCUCGACAUCGCGAUCGGAAACUGCAUCGACCGCUUCGCCCGUACACUCAUGAUUCCGAACGAUCCAUUCCCCGGUUAUAACGUCGAGCAAUUGGCGAAGAAAGGGAAGAACCUAAUAGACCUACCGUACGCCGUGAAAGGCAUGGACGCGAGCUUCUCAGGCAUAUUAGCGGCAGCGGAUUUGCUGGCAAAAGGUCUAGACGAGAGCCUACCAGAUGAAAAGCGACUAAAGACCGAGGACGGGGAGCUCGUAACCAAAGCAGACCUCUGCUUCUCCCUACAAGAAACCAUUUUCGCCAUGUUGGUCGAAAUCACCGAGCGAGCAAUGGCACACGUCGGCUCAUCACAAGUCCUGGUAGUAGGAGGGGUGGGCUCCAACGAACGAUUACAGGAAAUGAUGGGUAUGAUGGCUCGGGAUCGAGGGGGAAGCGUAUUCGCAACGGAUGAGCGGUUUUGCAUCGACAACGGCAUUAUGAUUGCGCAUGCGGGGCUAUUAGAAUACCAGACGGGCGUUACGACGAAGCUGGAGGACAGCACGUGUACGCAGCGGUUUAGGACAGAUGAGGUGUUUGUGGGUUGGAGAGAGUGA